CCUAAGCACGCGUCUAGCCAGGAACCGCUCGCCUUCCUUCUUAACCACCCGCGCCGAUGCUACACACUACUCUUCCCAAGCCAGCCAACCUGGAUCCUCUUUGGUAUUAUCUUCGCUCUGAACUUCGUCGACACAUUACUCAUCAUCGUCCUGGAUCUGGACAACCCAGAAGUAGCCGCACUUCCCCUUGGCCCACGGAUCCUAGCAGCUAUCUUCCAGGCCGCCUCUUCACGCCAUACAGGUACCUCCACCUUCAACUUGGCCAACGUAAGCCCAGCCGUACAAUUCAGCCUGUUGGUCAUGAUGUACAUUGCUAUCUUCCCUAUUGCCCUCAGUAUCCGCGCAUCGAAUACGUAUGAGGAAAAGUCGCUAGGAAUUUGGGAAGACGAAGAUUCACUAAAUGAGAAAAAUGGCGCGGCAUACCUAAGGACGCACAUGAAGAAUCAGCUGAGUUUUGAUCUCUGGUAUAUCUUCCUCGGUGCCUUUUGUGUAUGCAUCGCCGAAUCUGAUAAGAUUGCGGAUGUCAAUGAGCCGGCCUUCUCCGUCUUUUCAGUGCUUUUCGAAGUCACUUCUGCUUACGGAAAUGUCGGCCUUAGUCUCGGCUACCCGACCGUUAGCACCUCACUCUGCGGCAUGUUUGGAACUUUCGGCAAGGUUGUCAUCUGCUUCAUGAUGAUUCGGGGACGCCAUCGCGGCCUGCCUUACACGCUCGACCGCGCCAUCAUGCUGCCCGACGAGCGUAUAUCGAGGACAGCGCCGAGAGCGCUCAAUAACAAUCAGUCUGGGCCAUCAACAGGCCCAUCAGAGCUAGAUGAGUAA
Molecule: messenger RNA, 819 nt
Organism: Ilyonectria robusta
Lineage: Eukaryota; Fungi; Ascomycota; Sordariomycetes; Hypocreales; Nectriaceae
Product: cation transporter
Exons: 3
Biological process (GO): intracellular potassium ion homeostasis; potassium ion import across plasma membrane
Cellular component (GO): plasma membrane
Molecular function (GO): high-affinity potassium ion transmembrane transporter activity
Source: RefSeq, a predicted model, not a curated record